GCUAAACUUGCAUCCAAGGGUGGAGGAACGGCUAGUACCAAGGCUGCUUCGCAGAGCAAAGACUUAUGGUUUGCAGAGUACUACUUAUGCAGUUGCUAAAUGAGAGUUUGGUGAAGCAAAUCCAAGAUAGAUCGGGAUUUGACGACCACUUGUUCGGCUACAUGAAAGUAGGAGAAGUUGGAAUUAAAUGGACCAUCUUCGAUAGGAGGCUCUCCCCCAAAAAAAUUAUUUCAAGAUGGAUCUAGACUCCACCUGAGACUGAGAAUAGAGAAGGUCUGUAGUACGUCAACAAUUAAAUGACUACCUCUAAAUGAAGAAAAGAGAAGGUCUGUAGUAGUACCUCUAUCUCUAAAAUUCUCUGGCUCCGCUACGAGAAGGACAGACGAUUCUGACACGUGGAAGGAACGUGUCCGCUCCUUAGAGACCGAGCGUGAAGAAUUGAGCCGCGAGUUAGACCUGUUGACAAGUCGAGUGAAGGAUAAGGAGGCCGCUUUAGCUGAUGCGCAUCGCAGAUUAGGCAGGGCCGAGAGUGACUUGGCCGAAGAGCGCGAAAAGGGCGCCAAGCGCAUUGUGGAAGCUGCUGAUGCGCAAACAGAGUCCCUUCGCAAACAGUUGCAACAGGCGCAGCAGCAAGUCGCUGCCCUCGUCCUCGAAAAGAAUAAGCAGCAAAGACGCUCUUUUGAUUAUGAAACAGAUAGCCUAGGAGGAUAAUUGUUGAACGCAAAUUAUAUACAGCAUUUACGCUAGUAGCCACGAACGGCUACGCCAGGAAGACGCACUUGAUAUCUGAGAUUGAGUACUUGCGUCUAAGAAAUGUCCACCGUGUGUCACAUACCCAUUUCUGCACCCUCUAACCCGACACCGGAGACACCAAUAUUAUCACUGGCAGCAGUUCUGAGUUCGCGCCUCCUCAGCAUCCGUUUGGCGGCGAAAACCUGCAAGCCACGCUGGCCAACAAGCGAGAAAAUGGGGAGUCCGCUUCUCUUGCGAGACGACUGAAUGAAGCGACAGAAGAGGCGGAACGACUGCGCAAGCGAACACUUGAACUAGAGACCGAGUUAAAAGCGGCUCGUGAUGCGAAGCGCGCUUUAGAGGACGAAGUUCUCAAGAAACCGAACGUCGCUGAGCAGGCUGCACAAGAGCGUCUCGAUAAAGCGCUACGCGCAGAGGGCGAUUGGAAGCGGGAGAGGGAGGACCUAGUGGCGAAGGUAAAGUGGUACGCCGAAAGCCAACAAAUGAUGGAUGAAGAUCGAGCGAAAGUGAAAGUUAUGAUCGAUAUAGAACACUACAUUGCCGAUAAACUAGGUGUACUAGUCGGGACACCGGCAUGAACAACAUGAUGAACAUUUGAUUGACGUACUGAGCAUUUUCGCAAUUUUAGUCCUUUGGUGUGAAACGAAACCGAUUUGGUGUGAAACGAAGGCAUAACGGAGAUGAUCGAUUUUGACAGUCCAGCUUCUAAUAACGAACUGGAAGGUCAGCUUGACGCGCACAGGCGAGAGUUAAAGGCGCUGCGGCUGCGUCUCUUAACAGGAAAGAAGGCGGAUGUACGCGAAAAGGAACUCUUGAAGCAGAUUGAGGAAUUACAGGCAUUGCUCAAGAAAAAGCAUCCAGAUUCGAUCCUGAAUAUGCUGUUAAGAAAAAGUUGCUUUUGGUAGCUACAUCAACUGCACAACUACAUCAACUGCACUUGUCAAAAGUGCAGGUGCAAUUUGAUGUGGGGUGAAGAGUUAUCAACAUUAGUAGUAGAUAAGUUCUUGCCUGACCUUUCUUUUUUCGGUUUUUGUUUUUUCUAGUUAGAUAUGCUCCACCAACAACAUGGAAAUGAUCUUUAAAUCUUUGUCUUCCUUCUUCACCUUUUCAUUUUUUGGCGCAGUGGAUUUCGAGCAGACCGAAAAAGCGGAAACCCGCAAUGAGGAAGUCAGCUCGUUGCAGGAAGAAGUGGCGCGACUGAGGAAGGAAGUCGCCGAUAAGGAGUUGGACUUUGAUCGGCAGUUGCGAGCUUUCCGCGCCCAAUACGACAAACUCGUGUACGAGCAAGAAAGCGAGAAACUGAGGGAACGAUUGCUAGGGGGAUCAGCAGGACUUUCACCUGGAGGCUCGGGGAAAGCAGGAAAUAGCAAUGGGGGAGCCACAGCAGUUCUCUCAAGAGAAGCCACAAGAACCAGUGAGGGACAACAGAACCAACAGGGCCAACAGGAGGGUCGUCAAGAGGCAGUGCUGAAGGCCAGGGUCCGAGACCUGGAGAGACAGUUGGAGCACCAGAAAACCUACUAUUACGCAAACGAAAUGAUAGAAGUCGGUCUAUUGGCUACAAUUGGUGGCUUUAAAUCAAUUAUUUGAGUACGAGUACACCGUCUUUAUUUUCAAUUAUUCCUCCUUUCACGUUCACUUUUGCAGCAUCUGGGGGUCACUUUCGCAGCAUCCUCCGUUGCUUGUCCAAAUCAUUCAUGUUCAUCCACUCACUUCUAAUCCCCUCUAGGCAAACUGCGUUCCAAAGACCCUCUUGUUCCCUCCACGCUACCAAGAGCGAACGCAUCUACAGCGGGAGCGCCAGGUGCAAAGCGCGUGCAAGAGCAAGAGGAACGCAUCUCCUCACUCGAGCAUGAGAAAGCACAACUGGAAAUCCACAAUAGACAACUGCUGAUGCGUUUAAAAGAUGCCAGUGAAGGGACAACCUCUAGUAGUACAACGAAUAAAAGAGCACCCAUUGCUGGUUCUGGCACGACAGAGUCGUCAAGUGGAUACAAGGAAAGCCGUUACGACGUUGGACAGCCAGGCGUCGCAGACGUGGACUACAACCCUUAUCGCAGUGUCCGUUUUUCAGAAUAUGUUAAAGACAAAGGAGAAAACAAGAUGCAAAUAGCGCAAACCACGUCCCAACCCAGCAUGAUUAAGGCUCUCGUCACCAAUUCGCCUUGGGCUGCGUCUACUUUCCUGUUGUAAAAUGAUGUAUUAUUCCACUGGAUGAAUAGUAAAAAAAAUGAUGCAGGCAAAAGAUAUUACUUGAUGCUUCGUUUUUUUUUUUCCAGUAGAAAAGAGGGCAGAGAAAAACGCUCUCGUCCUGAACAGUCCACUCAUGCCGCAACCUCUAACAGUAGCACUACGAUGGAAUCAGGCGACUUCAUACAGUUUUCACCGUCUCUGCUGCGUGUGUUAUUUGCCCAGCCUUUCGGAUUAGUAGUAGGUGUCCUGGAGCGCGCGACGGUUGGACUCUUGUCAAGUGCUGGAUCAGGUAUGAUUUUUGACAGUAUCAUAGUACUUGUGCUACUGUAGCUAGUCAUAAUUUUAUCUCGUUUAUGCUAGUACGUAGAAGAUCAAGAUCUCCUCGUAAAUUAUUGGAUGGGUUGUCAAGCUUGCGUGUAGACCUAGCAAAGGCACCCUAUCCUAAUCCUAAUUGUCAACCUUGUAUGCUGUCAAAUUUCUUACGUGUUUAUUUAAGAAAAUCACGAUCAUCAGGCGCAUCCGCCAACUUGCAAAAGAAGUCCGUGUGUGCGUUUUUGCGGGGGAUGAUUGCUCGUCGUCAAGCUGACCUGCAUGCUAAUGGAACUCAGGCUUUACUCGCUGAUCUCGUAUAUCCAUCUCAAGACAUGCUAGCAUUAAGGUCAGCUUUCAUCCACCUUUCUCAGCAUCUCGAUACCCUUAUUUGGCUCUCCUUGUAUUCUUUCCAUGGGAACGAGAGAAGGGGUCGAGAUGAGGGGGCCGAGAUAAAUGAGGGCGAACGCUAAUAGAUCGGGCGAUCACCGCAGUGCAAGCCUCGGAUGGCAGCGCUCUCCGGAGUCUAAUCGACAACGCGAUCUUGCAGAAGUUUGCUGUUUCCAAGGGGAAUGAUUAGGAAAUUUAGACAUCAAGGGCAAGCAUUCGAGUAGUUCGAGCUGUAGGCAUUUAGGCAUCAAGGGCAAGGCAUUUAGACAUCAAGUAGUUCGAGCUGUAGUCCUCUCGUGUCUUCGUACACUGACUAACGCGCAUGUUUUACAUUAUGAGUUCUCAUCUAGCAAUCCCGGAGUCUAAUCGACAACGCUCUCUCUCUCUCUCCAGGGGGAAUGAUUAGGGCAUCUAGAAAUUCUCACCCAAUGAUCUUCGCUUUUUCUGAUGAUGCUUUCUUCUAAAGACAACACGGCGUCGAGCAGGCGCCACACGGAGGCGAGCUUAGCAUGGCGCUGUACCUCUUCUCGCUUCGCUGGCGUGAGAGCAAACUCUCCUCGUCCCAAAUUAUGAGAGUGGCUGUCUGUCCUGUCAUAGGGAUGGAUGAUCAUGAUGAGAUGAACGAUCUUCCCCUAAACCCUAACCCUAACCCCUAAACCCCAAGGGCCCGCUGCGCUGGGCAUGUAUUAGUAUUUAUAGUAUUAGCAAUUGGCGGAAAUCUCUUAAGGAGCUUCCUUAAGGAGCUCCCUUAAACCCAAACCCUAACCCGUAACCCUAAGCCACGUCUAACCCCUGGCGCGAAGUCGGAAGUGUGGGCGCACAAGUACUGACAGAUGAGUUGGGCAUAUUGGAGCAGGAUUUGAAGGUGCAUCACGGCCACCAAGGCUUGUCUCUGGAAUGGCAGGACUUGCUAGCCGCGGUUCAAAGAUGCGGCCCCUGGUCGCCAGAACUGAAACUGCUAUUGGCAGACUCGCAGGCUUAUGAACUGAGGUUUGCAAGAAUAUCUUUAGUGUUUCGAUUGAUGAACAAAUAGAAGUCGUGAAUAACUGACAGGAGUACUUGCAGCUCCCUGGUCUAUGAAGACCGAGAAAAACGCGUACAUUUUUUACCGAACUAGUCGUAAUGAUCUCUAUCUUCCUCUCUAAGAGCUCCUCUGUCCUUCGACGACGCGCAUUUUCUGGCCGAAGCUGAAAACGCUGCUUGUCUACGGCGCGCAAGGCGGAGAGGAGCAGCCCUCAGGCUUCCCAACGAGAGGCCUGGCGUCCUUCUGCUCAGUGCUCCACUCCCUGCGACGCCUCCGUAAUCGAGCAAUCUGGCAGAAGCUCUUGAAUUCAUUCCGAGCUGCGGACGCUGGCUGUUCAGGCGUGGUGUCGAAGCCGUUGUUUUUGCAAGUCUUACACGACCAUCUAGUACAAGAAGAGCCACCAGGAGCUGACUCAGCAGAACAAGGACAAGGUGGGAAGAGUUAAGGCAAAUUCAAGUAUCUUCUAUCCGGAUGAACGUCUCUGCAUCUCGUUUGCGGUAGAGCUCUUCCAACAUCAGAAAAAUAAAGUACCUAUAGUAUACUCUGUACCUCCCACAAGAUGUGCAGGCUCUUGAUGGUGUGUUUCAAGUAGACGGUAGAGCUUCAACCUACUUCGAAGAUGGAGAGCUAUUUCAAGAUAAUAUUGGAUUAUACGAUUAAUUAUAUGAUAUAUAAUAGCUCUACUAAAAGCAUUACGAUUUUUACUACGAUAAAAAGCUCUAAAACUAAAAGCAAGAAGCUGUCGUGUCGAAGAACAAGAGCAGCGGCGACUUACUCUCCGACGCUGAUCUACAGAUGCUGUCCCUGUUUUUCGAUCGCGCAGGAGAAGGCGUAGAUUGGAUGUUGCUGUUGCAGGACCUGGUGCAGCAAGGUUCGGGAGGUCAACAAGUUUGGCGCAACUUCUUCAACGAUGACCAGGGAGUGCUGUUAUGAAAUUUGAGACUCUAUGUAUAUUGUGAUAGAUGGAUCGGGUCGGCCAUAGCAGAGCACUGGACUUGGUGUUUAGAAGUGAACUUUAUUGGUAGGUCGCUAGAACGACAACGAUACGUGAGAAGAUGAUUGGCAACUGCUGAGAACGGCAUGAAAGAAAAGCAUUACAGGAUGAAAAAUUUGCUAUAUCAAUCAACAUUUGGAGUCCUAUUCGACUCAUUUUUUAGGCUGCGCCUUAGGGUUUGUAUGCUUGAUUUGGUGACCAAAUUCAUUGUUCUAAGACUGGGGACAGCUGAGGAGCAAGACGCAGUUGCCACAGCGCAGAAAACCGAGCAAAGGCGCAUGGAGAUUGAGGGAGAUCCGGUACGGGUUUUGUCUGAAUUUCGGUAGUUUUGUCCAGUUUUGUGCGCGGCAUUCUUUGCCAGUGCUUCUGCUGAGGCAAAGGUGGAGGCCCCAUUCUUCGCGCUAGGCGAUGGGGCGCGUGCCCUAGGGUGGUGCGGCGCUCGCGCUGCGGGUGGGGAGGCGUUGUGACUGCCGCGCGGCUGCUUGCUGUUUUCCAUUGCGGAACCUUGGCCCACCGGCGCGCCCAUCCUGUUCUUGGCCAGCUUCGUCACGAGCAUAAGGAGGGGCGGCAGCUCGGCUGUCUCCCGGGGGCAUAGGCGUACCGAUAUGAGAAAGAGGCGCGGGGGUCGGGCUGAUAGCUAGCCCAGAGAGAUGGCCGGCCGGGUUUUCGGUUGGAUUGCUGAUCAGUUGGCUCGGUGGGUAUGCCUCGCACUUACUACAAUUCCGCCUUUCCUGGGCAGAAACACUAACUGCGCCCCUUCGUUAUCGGCAUUGCCUCCUUGCAGAGUGAAGGGCCUCGCCUAUUCGCCGGGCGCGCUUCCUUGUUGCCGUUCAGUAGCGCCCUCUUUGCGAUCCAGAUUUGCUCGCCGGUUCGAGUGCGUUGCGGUCGUGUUCCUCCGCAGGAGUAGACCGCGCUGAUUCGAAAGCGGGCAGCUUGUGCGUGAGCCACGGGGGGCCAGCUAUCCACACGCGCAAGAGGUGGCUGAGGAUUUGCGUCGCACUUGGUUCAGGGCGGGCGGCGGCGCCUCGAAUCCCCAAGGGCUUGGCGCCGCUUGCUUCUUGCAGGGCGGGGACUCGGCCACGAUGUAAAUGCAGCCGCUGCGCAUUGGUGAGGGUGUUACGCUGACGGGCCUCGAGAAUCCGCGUGGGCGCGUGACUGGAUUGGGCUUGUUAUCUGAGUGAACGGGGUGCCCACUAGCGGCGCCAGCGGUCGGCUUUCUUUGUGGGUUGGCGCGCUCGGGUCUCAGCUGUUACGUGGAGCCAUGCGCGUGGUGCUGUGCAGAAACAUGCACAUUCGGGACUGCGCCCCAAAAUAGACGCCGAAGACGCUACGAAAGACGCAAAGCAGACCAACGCCAGGCACGGGCUUGAGGUCGGACGUUACCCCGUCAGUUCCGGCAAACCAGGCGAGCCGGCUAUGCUGCGCCGACGUUGUCUGACGGUGACGGGCGGCGCCGACGCUGCUGGUAGUUCUGUGGGGCUAAGCGCUCCGGGGUCGGUUUUUCCAUGUCUGUCGUCGCCGGGUCGUUCGGAGCAGGAGCGGCGUGGUAACAGAGGGAAAGGCUGGCGCUGGGUCUUUCUCCAAACGUUCCUGCCUUGCUGAAGCGAGUAACAGCGUGGCGCUCCACCCUUGCCAAAAAAUGACGCCGCCGGGACUCGAACCCCCGGCCCGUUCGCUCACGCCGCCAGGGUUUUUUUCUCUCCAGAUCUUCACUCUCCGCCAAAAUAUUUACUGAAAAAAGCGGAGGGGCCUGAGAGUCUGUCGCAGGCUAAGCCGGCGGGGGGAGAGGAAUCGGGUGGCGGCCAGCUCACCCCUGGCACGUUGGGCGUGCGCUGCGUGGUGAGCCCGCUCGGCGUGGUGAGCUUGCUCGGCUCGGUCUGCUGAGGUUGCUCGGCUUGUUUCUGGCAAGUUUGGUAGUUGAGGGCGAUAGCGUAGGCGUCUUAUCUGGCGUUGACACGUCGCGCGGAAAGUGCUGAGACGCAAACGCAUCACUUCACAGGAGGCGGCCACAGUUGUCGACUUUAGGCAAGCAGUGGAGGCGUUGCGUAGACCGGUAGCGCAUGGGCGGCACGCUGCCGGUAGACUUGUGGGAAGCAGCUGAGGGAAUCGCAGCCGUCGACUGCUUGCCGGGGGCGGCAGGCUGUAGGCUGGUGCCAACUUUGGGCAGGCCCAACAAGUAAACAGCAGGCCGCUAGAGCUGUCGCGGGGCCAGACGUAGCCCAACCGGGCGCGCUGAUUGUAGUGAUUUGGUAGCGUUUCGGUCAGUUUUUCCAUGCCUUCAGGUUUUCCAGUUUCGGGCUUGUUCCCACCAAUGCAAAGCAGCCGCGAAAAGGCUGGCAGCGCGCUCGAAAGGGCUACCCGCGUGCGUGAUUUUGCUGGCGCUGGAGCAUAUCAAGGCAGCGAAUACGCGACGCAAUUCCCCAGGGCGUGCUAAGCGCACACAUUGGAGGGCGGGCUUGCUUCAUUGGGCAAACAAAUCAGAGACAGCGGCACGAAAUAGCUCCGCGGAAACAAGGGCCGCCGCGCUGUGCUUCGUGUUCACGCUGUGGCGCUGUCUUUCGCGUCACAGUCUUGCGCCCCUCUUUUGAAACUGAAGCGCCACCGCCUUACAGGUGAACCAUUUGGCACGCGCUGGAGAAGUGGCGACCGCCUCAGAGUUGGCAGCGCCAGCGAACAACCCGCGCCGCGUCACUUGUGGGGCGCAGUUCUUGGCUGCGGUGGCUUCUGGUUUUGAUUGCGCUGGGCUGGUCCAGCUGCAGAAGCUAGCGACAGCCCUUGCUUACCUCUCACGACCUAGCCGCAACUUGGUGGCGUCUCUGAGCUGAGACACUACGAAAGCAGAAGGAAGAAGAGCAGCAAAGGCAUGCGCGUGACGCGCCUGGAAUGAGCGUCCGGGGCUCUCUCGCGGCGAGGUGGGGCAUUUGGAUGCCAUGCGUUUCGCUUGGCUACUGGUAUGCCGCAGGCCACCCAGUGCCUGCUGGGGGCGGAGCUUUCCUUUGCUUCUCGGAGGAGUUGGAGCGGCCAUUUUGGGGGGUCGGCAUUCAGUAGCCCAGUGGCGUGAUGCCUGACGCUGGUGCUUGGCUUCGCAAGCGGCUGCAGAUCUUCCAGAAGCUCCCUGGCGUUAUGUGGGGGCCGCCUUAGAUGGCUGCCCGCUCGUCUGUUUUCGGUGUAGAUUAAUUUUCCGGCUUCGAUAUGGCCCAGGCUUCACCACGAGUGGGCCCGCGGGUUUUCCUUACUGUGUCUCGCCCCGAGCAUUCGUUUUUUAGCGGUUCGCGUGCUUCUAAGCUCUUCGGUGGCAUAGUUCUCACGCUUGUCCCUGGGUUAUGUAUUAUGUAUUAUGUCUUUCUUGUUCGACUUCCCUGGGUGGCAGACGUUGACGGGAAGGAGUGCACUUCUAGACUUACAAUCGACUUUCUGACUUCCAAAAUAAUUAUGUCUGACGGGCCACUCGUGACGCCACACUGACUCACAGGUAUCGCCGAGUGAGAUUCUGUCUUUUGGACCACAAAACAUUUCUGGGCGUGGAAAGGCAGAAGUGGCGAGACUAAACCUCCUUUGUGGUGAAUUGCAGAGACAGAAGGAAACGCUUCAGCGCGAACUGGAUAUGAGCCGCAGUCGUGCGGACACACUGUCGCAACAGCUUUUACAUUCUUUAUGGGCCAGAUCUCGGACCACCCUCACAGCUUAAACAUCAGCGAAAUUCGUAGAACUCACAAGAGGCGCAGGAAAGUCGUAGGCCCACGCCGAACCGACUAGCAUCAUCAUAGGCCUGAUCUGAGAAUGGGAAACUCAUUAUACUGAAGGCUGUGUCGUCUAGGUCUAUUUACAAGUCCUUACUAGCUUUAGCUUAUCUAAUAAACGAAACGGCAUCUUCGGCAACUACUACUAGAUGUUCGCGGUGUCUCUCAUUCUUACAAAAUACUAGUCCUACCUCUAGACCGGUUUGGAAUUUCUAUCAUGAAGAUCAAUCUAUCAUGGAGAACUUCCUUAACAUACAUUUAGAGUUCUAUCUAUUGGACCAACCUGUCUAACUCUGGUUCGGCAAGGAGAACGCUCGCUGCCGCAGAAUUUACAGCAGAUAGCAGCGAACGUCACGUUGUUGGAGAAGAAUCUACUAGCUAGAUCCGAGAAGCUUCGAGAAGAAUUCGAAAAGAAUUAUGGGACGAAAUCGCUAACCUUAUCCUUAACCUACUCAAAGUUCGUGCAUAUAUAUUUUGAGCUUACUUAGUAGCGUUUGUAGUUGAUCAUGGAAGUAGAGUUAGAAACAUCAUCAAUUUGAGAUCGUAAUUACUCAUGUUCGCUGUAACCUUUGCUCGUUCUCAUCUGUCCCAUUCUAACCUCCAGAAAUCUCACUCGGAACCGAAUUGCGAAUCAAGACUCACGAAUUGACGCAAGUGCAGCAAUUGUUGCGCCAGAAGGAGAUGGCCUUGCUGGCUCAGCGUGAUGAAAUGGAUGUAAUUCUCAAAGAGAUGAACCAAUUGCGGUUGAAGCAGAUCACUGCUGGGUGAAAAGAGAUGAAUCAACUGCGGUUGAAGCAGAUCACUGCUGGGUGAAUGUUGAGGUUCAGGAGGCCGGAUAGUAGAUUUUCGGUGGAUAGUCUCUCCUUGGGGAGGUAGACUCCACCUCGAUAGACUGUAUCUUUUUGUAGUUACCGACCAUGAAGUAUUUUGAGGUGUUUAUUGGAAAUGUCUUGAACAAAGCAGGCACUGCCUUGUACGCAGAGGCUACUGGCAAGUGCAUAUGAUUGUCUACGUCGAUUGAAAGCGUUUGUCGAUCUGUUAUUCCAUAGUAUUUGAACUUGUUGCAGUUAGACUAUUUGUGAAUCACGAGUGUUUUUUAAGGGAGAACUGAAUCUAGAAUGAUAUUCAAAGGAAUUGGUGAUUAGUAUAGCGCCUGAUGUUACAGUAUACGGGAGUCACUGGUGCGAAAUUUUGGAGUUCUUACUGAUUGAUGUUGAUGUAAUGGCUGAAUUAUAAAGUGUAAUCGCGAUGGUUGAUUUUUGUAACAAUGAUUUUUGCAGGCAAAAGGCCUCUUGAAUCUUGGGAUGUUGGAACUUGAACCUAUUGUUGAAACAUCUUUGGAUGACUCUUACUGUGAGGCGAUGCAUACACAAUAGCUUUCUAUAAACGAAAGGUACAGGAGGGCUGAACGGCCUCGAACACGUUUGAAUAACGUCCUAAGAGGUAACAUGGCAUAGCGAGGUCUUGUAU
This is a messenger RNA of Amoebophrya sp. A25, 10873 nucleotides long. Lineage: Eukaryota; Dinophyceae; Syndiniales; Amoebophryaceae. The record is from the annotation of a GenBank genome assembly.